Molecule: messenger RNA, 507 nt
Organism: Rotaria sp. Silwood1
Lineage: Eukaryota; Metazoa; Rotifera; Eurotatoria; Philodinida; Philodinidae
Source: the annotation of a GenBank genome assembly
AUGUCAACAUCUACAAUAUUCAUAUUUGUGACAGGUUCUGGCCGAGCAAAGGAUGUCCCUGAACUUGUCUGUGAAACCGUGGCUGCCGGUUGGAAGACAUAUACAAUCUUGACACCAAACGUGAGUUCUGUGUUACCUCCUGAUGAAAUUCAUAAUUUGUCCGGUAGCCAUGCUAUUCGUGACUACAAGGAUCCACCACUCAAUAGAUUUCCAUUCGGUACAAUGCUUGUUGCACCUUGUACAUUCAAUACAUUUAAUAAGUUGGCAUUGGGCUUAGCCGACAAUCUUGCAACAUCAAUGAUUGCCGAUGCACUGGGUGCUGGAUGUCCGAUAUUUAUCGCGCCGGCAAUGAAUCAUGGCCUAUGGAAUCAUCCACAGACUCGUAUAUCAGAGACGAAGUUGAAAGAAUGGGGUUGCACUAUCAUUCCACCGUAUAUUGAUGAAAAAGUUGUUACAAUGGCAUCAGUUAAAGAUAUUUUACAGAUGUUGCAUCGACAUUUUCAAUAA